CAAGGUGAACUAAAAGUGCGGACACCUGGAACUUGCUGCCAUGUUUGUCAGGCUUCAGCUGUAUCCUGUCUGUAUCAAGGCCAGAGGUAUUUAUCGAAUGAGCAUUGGCAGGUGAAUGAGUGUACAACCUGUACAUGUGUUUCCGGAGAGGUGCACUGCCACAGUGAGAGGUGUCCACAAGUAUCCUGCACUGCUGAUGAGACUCCAGCCCUGAUCCCGGCAUGUGCUGUCCACACUGCAUUCCUCGCCCAGCCACCUGCAUUGCAUUUGGAGACCCACACUACAGGACCUUUGAUGGUAAAAUGUACCAUUUCCAAGGCAGUUGUACCUAUGUCUUCAGUGAAGACUGUGAAGGAGGAGACUUCAGUAUCCAUGUGACUAAUGAUGACCGUGGACAACGUGGAGUAUCGUGGACAAAGGAAGUGACUGUGUUGAUUGGGGAUGCUGUGAUCCAGCUCCUGCAGGACUGGGUGGUUGUGGUAGAUUACCAGACUGUAGAGCUGCCAUACUUAAAAGAACCUUAUAUAUAUAUUGAGAGGAAAACAAACACUAUUCUACUGAACAGUAACAUUGGAGUUAAGGUACAAUGGAAUGGACGAUCUCAUCUGGAGGUUAGCGUCCCAGGAACUUAUCGUGAUCAUCUAUGUGGG
Molecule: messenger RNA, 650 nt
Organism: Staurois parvus
Lineage: Eukaryota; Metazoa; Chordata; Amphibia; Anura; Ranidae
Source: the annotation of a GenBank genome assembly